AAGCCUUGGUAUAUAAGCUUGAAAACAGACCGUUGGUGGCUCAGAGGAUUCCUCCCUCAGCUUGGAGCCCCCUUUGAAGGUCUGGAGAUGUUUCUCAUCAUUUGCUUCAUCCUUGGUCUCUUUGGCAGCCUUACCUGGGCAGAAGAUCCACAGUCCAAAGUCCAGACUCGGACUGCCUGCCCUCCCGGUAGCUUUGCCCAUCGAGAUGGAAGCCAGUGGUAUUGCUACAAGUUCUAUGAAGACCGGUUCACCUUUCAAGAGGCAGAGGAAGAGUGUCAGUUCAAAUGGAAAGGUCAUUUAGCAUCUUUCACAAGUGACACCCAGACAAAACUUGUUGGUGCCUAUGUCUCUAAAGAAAACAUGGAAAGUGAUUGGGUCUGGAUUGGGCUGCAACGUAGUCCAACAUCCAGUAUGCACACUGGAUGGCGCUGGACCGAUGGCACGCGCUCCAAGUACACCAGCUGGAACCCUACUGAACCCAAUAAUCGGACUGGGAAAGAAUUUUGUGCAAUUCUCUACCCUCCAUCAGGGCACCUUAAAUGGCUUGAUGUAGACUGUCACCUCACCCUUCCGUUUCUCUGCAAAUGGAAACCCUCUUAAGCCAAGUCUGCAGGUGGAGUUGGGAGUGCUCCCCAUCUAUCUGAAGCCUGAGCUGAAGAUACUUCGGUCCCCUCUGAGACCCUUCUCCAUGGUGCCAACCUCUUUUUCAGAAAGACCAUCUGAAUAUCAAGCAGCUGGUUGCUCUCUGUCCUCUAGACUUGCUUCUCUUCCCCGCUUUCUGAAGAAUGGGCUCCUCACUUGAUAAUAAAGUCUGCUGCUCUGCCA
This is a messenger RNA of Python bivittatus (Burmese python), 825 nucleotides long. RefSeq names its product C-type lectin-like. The record is from RefSeq and is a predicted model, not a curated record. Lineage: Eukaryota; Metazoa; Chordata; Lepidosauria; Squamata; Pythonidae.